AUGGCGGCGCCCAGCGCGCGCGCCGACGCCGAGCGGGACAGGCAAGGGGCGGGGCCUGAGGCUCUGGGCACGCCCCUGGGCACGCCCCCAGAGCCCGCGGAGCUUCCCCUCCCACGUGGGGACAGCCCGGAGCCGGAGCCCGGAUUGGAGGAAUGGAGGAUUCCCCCUUUCGAUUUUGGGGGCCCCCCCCGGCCCGUGUGGGGGGCACGGCAGGAAUUCGCCCACAGAGCCCAGAACUUCCUGAGGGGCUGCAAGUGGGCCCCCGACGGCUCCUGCGUGCUGACCUGCAGCGAUGACAACGUCCUGCGGAUCUUCGACCUCCCCUCGCCCCCAGCGCCCCCCAGCGGGCUGCCCCUGCCUGAACUGGCCCCAGCACUGAGGCUGCCUGAGGGGGACUCCAUUUAUGACUUCACCUGGUUCCCACUGAUGGACUCCAACCAGCCCCACACCUGCCUGGUGGCCUCCAGCAGCAGGGACAACCCUGUGCACCUCUGGGAUGCCUUCGAUGGGACCCUGAGAGGCUCCUUCCGAGCCUACACCCACCUGGAGGAGCUGGUGGCUCCCCACUCCUUGGCCUUCACCCCUGAUGGCUCCCAGCUGCUGGGAGGCUUCGAUGGAUCCCUCAGGAUCUUCCCCACGGAGCGGCCUGGGCGCCAGUGCCACCAGUGGCAGCUGCACCGGGGCGGGCAGGGCCAGCGCGGCCUGAUUGGCUGCCUGGCGGUGAGCCCCAGCCAAUCGCUGGUGGCUGCCGGCUCCUAUGGGCGGAGCCUGGCGCUGUACCCGCUGAAGGGGGGCGGGGCCCUGGCGUUCUGGCCACGCCUCCCCGCGGGCCCCACCCACCUGCGCUUCAGCCCCGACGGCAACCUCCUGUACGCUGGGGGGCGCAAGGACACUCACAUUCGCUGCUGGGACCUGCGGCGCCCUGAGCGCCCCCUGCUGGCCGCCGAGCGCAAAGUGACCACCAACCAGCGCCUGACCUUUGACCUCGACCCGUCGGGGAGGUUCCUGCUGGCAGGGGACACCGAAGGCUUCCUCAGCCUCUGGGACACUCUGAGCCCCCCCGGUCCGGGGGACCCUCCCCUGCUGCCCCCAACCCUCCGCUUCCGGGCACUGCACGACUGCAUCAACGGCACCAGCCUGCACCCAGGGCUCCCCCUGCUGGCCACGGCCUCGGGCCAGAGGCUGUUCCCCACCCCCUGGGCCGGGGACAGCGACAGCGACAGCGACGGCCAGCAGGGGGCACCCCCGGGAGGGGACAAUCGGCUCCAGCUCUGGUG
This is a messenger RNA of Indicator indicator, 1277 nucleotides long. It is a transcript of the gene WRAP53, whose product is annotated as WD repeat containing antisense to TP53. Gene Ontology annotation, biological process: Cajal body organization. The record is from RefSeq and is a predicted model, not a curated record. Gene Ontology annotation, molecular function: RNA binding; protein binding. Gene Ontology annotation, cellular component: Cajal body. Lineage: Eukaryota; Metazoa; Chordata; Aves; Piciformes; Indicatoridae. The transcript has 10 exons. The annotation marks the transcript as partial.